Messenger RNA from Acipenser ruthenus (sterlet), 1860 nucleotides. Its product is annotated as thrombospondin-4-like. The record is from RefSeq and is a predicted model, not a curated record. NCBI's taxonomy places the organism in Eukaryota, Metazoa, Chordata, Actinopteri, Acipenseriformes, Acipenseridae. Gene Ontology annotation, biological process: cell adhesion. The coding region runs from base 62 to 1801 and encodes 579 amino acids. Gene Ontology annotation, cellular component: extracellular region. The transcript has 15 exons. Gene Ontology annotation, molecular function: calcium ion binding.
GGGAAUCUUGAGCUGUUUGGAAACCAUUCUUUUCUUUUUCGUUUCUGAAGGAACACAGAACAUGUUUAAACUUCUGUUUUUGAUGAUGGCUCUCGAUAUUGGGGGCCGGUUGGUUUCAGGUCAGUUGUCAGCAUCCAAAGAAGGGCAAAUUGUCAGUCAGAUAAAGGAGACCAAUCAAGCUCUGUCUGAAAUCAAAGAACUCUUAAAGCAACAGAUAAAGGAGAUUGUUUUUCUGAAGAACACGGUCAUGGAGUGUGAAGCAUGCGGGAUUCACAAUGACCGGGUCGACCCCCCAAAGCCCGCCCCCCGACAGACCUGUGUGCCGAGCCCGUGCCACCCCGGCGUGCCGUGCAUGGAGACGGCUGCAGGGAUUAAGUGUGCCGCCUGUCCCAACGGCAUGCUGGGAAACGGAACACACUGCACUGAUAUUGAUGAGUGCACUAUGAGCCCCUGCCACCCCGCCGUGCGCUGCAUGAACACAGCUCCCGGAUUCCGCUGUGGCCCUUGUCCUGCUGGAUACUCGGGGCCCACCUUGGAGGGAGUCGGCCUGUCCUUCGCAAGAGCAAACAAGCAGGUUUGCAGUGAUGUGAAUGAAUGUGAGGAUGGUCGCAAUGGGGGCUGUGUUGCCAACUCUAUCUGCUCCAACACACAGGGAUCCUUCAGGUGCGGCCCCUGCAAAUCUGGCUAUAUCGGAGACCAGAGGCAAGGCUGUCGGGCAAAGCAGGGCUGUGUGAAUGGACAGCCCAGCCCUUGCCACAGGAACGCACAGUGCAUCCCUCAGAGAGACGGAGCAGUCACCUGCACUUGUGGUGUUGGAUGGGCAGGGAAUGGCUUCAUGUGUGGAGAAGACACUGAUAUUGAUGGAUUCCCUGAUGAGAAGCUGCCAUGUCCAGAGACACCCUGUCAGAAGGAUAACUGCCUGACCGUGCCGAACUCAGGCCAGGAGGAUGCAGACAGUGAUGGGAUUGGAGAUGCCUGUGAUGAGGACGCUGAUGGAGACGGGAUAUUGAACAUGGAGGAUAACUGUGUGCUGGUGCCCAAUGUGAACCAGAGGAACGUGGAUCAGGACGCCUUCGGGGACGCCUGUGAUAACUGCCGACUCAUUAACAACAACGACCAGCGAGAUACUGACGGGGACAGCAAGGGGGACGCCUGCGAUGAUGACAUAGACGGAGAUGGAAUCCGGAACGCUCUUGAUAACUGUGAGAAGGUUCUGAACACGGAUCAGCGGGACAGAGACGGGGAUGGGGUUGGGGACGCCUGUGACAGCUGUCCUGACGACCGGAAUCCAGACCAGCUGGACAUGGACAAUGAUCUUGUUGGAGACUCAUGUGACACGAAUAAGGACAGCGAUGGGGAUGGGCACCAGGACUCUCGGGAUAAUUGCCCCACCGUCAUCAACAGCUCCCAGCUGGACACCGACCGGGACGGGCUGGGAGAUGAGUGUGACGAUGAUGAUGAUGGAGACGGAAUCCCAGAUGAGCUUCCUCCUGGACCUGACAACUGCAGACUCAUUCCGAAUCCCAGGCAGGAGGAUUCCGACGGGGACGGUGUUGGUAACAUAUGCGAGCAUGACUUUGACAAUGACACAGUUAUAGACACCAUUGACGUGUGUCCAGAGAACGCCGAGAUCACACUGACUGACUUCCGAGCCUAUCAGACUGUGGUUCUUGACCCUGAAGGAGACGCCCAGAUUGAUCCCUACUGGGUGGUCCUCAAUCAGGGUAGAGAAAUUGUUCAGACCAUGAACAGUGACCCUGGACUGGCAGUUGGUAAGCAGUCUAACCUUUUUUCCUUUUAAAUGCUACAGAGUGAAAAAUGUAGUUUUACCAGAUUUCAUUUUGGAAUCUUGCAGAAGAA